Messenger RNA from Mesorhabditis spiculigera, 339 nucleotides. NCBI's taxonomy places the organism in Eukaryota, Metazoa, Nematoda, Chromadorea, Rhabditida, Rhabditidae. The record is from the annotation of a GenBank genome assembly.
AUGGUGAACACGGGCAAGGAGGACGAACGCUACGAGAUCCAGGACAUCCUGCACUACGGCGAAUUCGGCGACAUCUACCGCGUGCGCAACACGAAAAGCCGCCAGUACCAUCAGCUGAGGACCGAGCUCGUCAGCCCGCCCGAGACACAUCAGCACGUGGUCAACGCCGGCCAGGACGACGACUUCAAGUUCUUGGUGACGAAGACGCUGGGGCGGACGGUGCACGAGGUCCGCCGCUACUACGUCAAGAAGAACUUUACGGCCCACGACGCGCUGCACGUCAUCACGCACAUGUACUUUGCCAUCGAGUAUCUCCACCAGCUCGGUUAUGUGCAUGGG